CAGAGUUCCUCUGGACUUUACUGAGAACACAUCAAACAGCGGUGGUACUGGUAUAAACUAGGAUGGAUUUGAAACUGUUCGCAGGCGUGGCUACGCUUAUGUUAAUAGCACACGCACCAGAAUCUGAAGGAAAGCCCAUCAGCCUGGUGGAGAGAUGUUACUGCCGCUCCACAGUCAACAGCCUCCCCAGAUCCUUCAUCCGGGAGCUGCGGUUUAUCCAGACGCCUAACUGCCCCUUCCAAGUGGUCGCAAAGUUGAAGACAAACAAAGAGGUGUGCGUGAACCCAGAAAUCAGGUGGCUGCAGCAGUACCUGAAGAACGCUAUCAACAAGAUGAAAAAAUCCAAGGAGGCCGUCUAACCCUGUUGUGAACCCAUGUCUUUGCCCUGGGCUGGAGGCACCAUCACAAUAAUGAAGCCUGUUUAUUCAUGAGAUCAUCUGUUAUAUAUAUUAUACAGCACUUAUUAUUAUAUUCUGGCUGUGAUACUGAUUUGUGGAUAACUAACCUACAAAUCAUCAUCAUUAUGUCACCUGGCUAUCAAGACUGUGGGCACUAUCACCACAUAAAGAUAUGACAUUAUUAGUGCAAUUAUAUGAGUGUAUGUUGUUUUAUAAUGUUACUGUAUAUAGAUUUUGUCUAUGGACUUCACCAGUAAAGAGCUAUUUUUGAUAUGUCCUUGUUCUGGCCUCUAUCAUUAAGGAGCGAUGGUGCAGUAAGGUUAUCGUAGGUCAUGAUGAUAGUGGUUAUCCCUGCAGUUCACUGAGCCAGGAAAAAUCAUUUUAAAAAUCAUUAUUGUCUUGCAUUUGUUACAAUAAGAAGUUGAUUGUUUACACAGACAUUCUGAGUUAGGUUCUUCAUGUUUUGAGUUAAUUGGCAUCUUGGAAAACUUGCGGCUGCCUGCUAACUUUAGCCUGAUUGUCAGAGGUGUACACAGACUCUAGUAAAAAUUACAAUUACAAUGUUUUGUGAUGGAAAUUUGGAUGCUAAGAAAGUUGGGGCAUUUCCUGAGCUGGUCUUGUGGCUUGGAGUGAGCUGGCCCUGUUACCGAACGCAUAUAAAGAGCGAACAUCUGGAUCACUAAGGAUUUUAAUUGAGCUGCCAAUAUAUAGAAAUUUACUGGAAGUGUAAAAAUGGUCAGCUGAGCAAGAAUAAUCACAUUGGUGCAAAUGAAUUUACGCCAAAACUAUAAAAGGAAGUUGUAACACAGUUAGCCACAGAAUUCACUACCACACUAUCAUUCACUUGUACAUACCUACUGUCAUGCAGAUAGCAAUGCACUUUAUAUGUGAUGUAUUCUUGUUCUAACUCAUUGUGUAAUUAAACUCUUUGUCUUUUAUCCAUAUGUAAUCUCAUUUAUGUUCUUGAAUGUGAAGUCGCUGUGUUAAGAAAUGUCACCAGUUCAUUCUAAUCAUCGGUGCAUUGCAUGUAAAUUUAAAAUUAUCUAAAUGAUUAUUUUUGUACUCUAUUGCAUUGUAUGGAAUCAAAACAUUAAAAUUAAGAAAAAGUA
Molecule: messenger RNA, 1507 nt
Organism: Periophthalmus magnuspinnatus
Lineage: Eukaryota; Metazoa; Chordata; Actinopteri; Gobiiformes; Gobiidae
Gene: cxcl12a
Product: chemokine (C-X-C motif) ligand 12a (stromal cell-derived factor 1)
Exons: 4
Coding region: 63-359 (98 amino acids)
Biological process (GO): positive regulation of cell migration; chemokine-mediated signaling pathway; induction of positive chemotaxis
Cellular component (GO): extracellular region
Molecular function (GO): chemoattractant activity; chemokine activity
Source: RefSeq, a predicted model, not a curated record